Suricata suricatta (meerkat) is the source of this 5706-nucleotide messenger RNA. It is a transcript of the gene FEM1C, whose product is annotated as fem-1 homolog C. Lineage: Eukaryota; Metazoa; Chordata; Mammalia; Carnivora; Herpestidae. The record is from RefSeq and is a predicted model, not a curated record. The transcript has 3 exons. Gene Ontology annotation, molecular function: protein binding. Bases 480 to 2333 code for a protein of 617 amino acids.
GAUCUGGGAACUAAGGGCAAAGGCUGAGUCUUCCUGUCGCCGAGAUCAACUUGGAGCCUGAUGUGGAAACAGACUCAGACUCAGAGGGAAGUUACAUUAUUGUAACUAAGGGACCCAGGCCAGUGGUGUCAUGAAAAGAACACACCCUAAAUACAGUUGUCUCUUCUAAGGUCUGACGGAGCAGAAUCUGAAGAGGCUAGGGCUCUUCUGGGCGGGAAUGACGUGGGAUUUCCGCUUCAGCACGUACUGAAUAGACACACUGGAAUCGAGUUUGGUUGGUGCUCCGGUUUUCAGAUGUUGGAAGGCAGUAAGACAGACCAUACUCUCCGGGAUUUUAUAUCCGUUUGGAGUGCCGUGAUUGACAUUGAACUUCGGUUGCUGUAACUCUCGCCUGUGUCCCUAGAGUUAAACUGGAGGUUUGCUUUGAAGGAUUAAAAAAAAAAAAAAAAAAAAAGUGCAGCCGACUCCACCGGACAUAAAUGGAUCUAAAGACCGCAGUGUUUAACGCAGCUCGAGAUGGCAAACUCCGGCUUCUCACCAAGUUGUUGGCGAGCAAAUCCAAAGAGGAGGUUUCCUCCUUGAUCUCUGAGAAGACAAAUGGGGCCACGCCACUCCUGAUGGCCGCCAGGUAUGGGCACCUUGACAUGGUGGAGUUUCUCCUGGAGCAGUGCAGCGCCUCCAUAGAGGUGGGGGGCUCGGUCAAUUUCGACGGCGAGACCAUCGAGGGGGCCCCGCCGCUGUGGGCCGCCUCCGCCGCAGGGCACCUGAAGGUGGUUCAGUCUUUGUUGAAUCACGGCGCGUCCGUCAACAACACCACUUUGACCAAUUCCACCCCUCUCCGAGCCGCCUGUUUCGAUGGCCAUUUGGAGAUCGUCAAGUACCUCGUGGAACACAAAGCGGACCUGGAAGUAUCGAACCGGCACGGGCAUACGUGCCUGAUGAUUUCGUGUUACAAAGGACACAAAGAGAUUGCGCAGUAUUUACUCGAAAAGGGGGCAGAUGUUAACAGAAAAAGUGUCAAAGGUAACACUGCAUUGCAUGAUUGUGCAGAGUCUGGCAGUUUGGACAUCAUGAAGAUGCUUCUUAUGUAUUGUGCCAAGAUGGAAAAGGAUGGUUAUGGAAUGACUCCCCUCCUCUCAGCAAGUGUUACCGGUCACACGAACAUUGUGGAUUUUCUGACUCACCACGCACAGACGAGCAAGAAAGAACGGAUCAAUGCUCUAGAGCUUCUGGGAGCUACAUUUGUAGACAAGAAAAGAGAUCUGCUUGGGGCCUUGAAAUACUGGAAAAAGGCCAUGAACAUGAGGUACAGUGACAGGACUAAUAUAAUUAGCAAGCCAGUACCGCAGACACUAAUAAUGGCUUACGAUUACGCCAAGGAGGUCAACAGCACAGAAGAGCUGGAAGGUCUCAUUGCUGACCCCGAUGAGAUGCGGAUGCAGGCCCUGCUAAUUAGAGAGCGGAUUCUUGGCCCUUCGCAUCCUGACACCUCGUACUAUAUUAGAUACAGGGGCGCAGUCUAUGCGGACUCUGGAAACUUCAAACGAUGCAUCAACCUUUGGAAGUAUGCCUUGGAUAUGCAGCAGAACAAUUUGGACCCUUUAAGCCCAAUGACUGCCAGCAGCUUGUUGUCUUUUGCAGAACUGUUCUCUUUUAUGCUACAGGAUCGGGCCAAAGGCCUGCUGGGCACCACCGUCACAUUUGACGAUCUUAUGGGCAUUCUGUGCAAAAGUGUCCUUGAAAUAGAGCGGGCUAUCAAACAGACGCAGUGUCCGGCCGACCCGCUGCAGUUAAACAAGGCCCUCUCCAUUAUCUUGCACUUGAUUUGCUUGUUAGAAAAAGUUCCUUGUACUCUAGAGCAGGACCAUUUCAAAAAGCAGACCAUAUACAGGUUUCUUAAGCUGCACCCGCGGGGAAAGAAUAACUUCAGUCCUCUUCACCUGGCCGUGGACAAGAAUACCACGUGUGUGGGGCGCUACCCCGUGUGUAAAUUUCCGUCUCUGCAGGUGACCGCCAUACUGAUCGAAUGCGGUGCUGAUGUGAACGUCAGAGACUCCGACGACAACAGUCCCCUGCACAUCGCGGCUCUCAACAACCAUCCGGACAUCAUGAAUCUCCUUAUUAAAUCAGGUGCACAUUUUGAUGCCACAAACUCGCACAAACAGACCGCUAGCGACUUGCUGGACGAGAAGGAAAUAGCUAAAAAUUUGAUCCAGCCCAUAAACCAUACCACCCUGCAGUGUCUCGCUGCCCGUGUCAUAGUGGAUCACAGAAUAUAUUACAAAGGGCACAUCCCAGAGAAGCUGGAGACCUUCGUGUCCCUUCACAGAUGAUGACGGGACCGCGUGCGCUGCCGCAGCGCGGGUCGGCGCCCGUCGUGUCAGAGCCGAGCACUGUCGUGAUGACACCAGCAUCCACUUGGCUUGAUCUCCUCGUGCUCUCAUUGGCUAAAGCCCGGAAGCGCCCGACUGACAGGAUUGGUUUCCCAGUAUUUAAUAUAAAUAUACCAUAUAAUAUAUUGUUUGUGAAUUGAGAAGUAUAACGUCCUCUUCAAAUUUCUGAAAUUGUCUGCCAAAGGCUUACCUGUUCUGGUUUUGUUUGCUGUUGGGUGUUUGGGGCAGAGUUCACCGUUUUUCAGUGGUGUCUUUAUACUUUACUGGUUUGUGAAUUUUAUACGAUCGAGGGUCUUUUUUUCCCUGCUUCUUCCUUCUCUUCUCCAAGCUUCUCCCCCGUUUCCGCUUCCUUUAUUUUCCUAACCAUGUCUACUUCUGAGUCCCCCCGCCCCCCUCAGGGACCCACGCUGGGUCUCGCACCCUUUCUGGACCUGCUAACCAUUUGCAGUUACCAUAAGUGCUUUAUCUUCUCUAUGCACCGGCUUAAACUUGACUGUUGUAUGUUAGCACAUUUUCUAUGCAGCAGUUGGUCGACUUCGACUCAGAACACUGUUCCGUUUCAUUACGAAGUUCAUUUUGUGAAAGUGGUGCUCUCUGUAGCAUGACCGCUUUUAGGGCCCCAGGUUCGCUACCCGAGCUCAAGCCUUUUUGUUUCUUUGUCUCUCCGUCUUCACUUCUGAGGUGUCUCUCUCUAUUCCACUGAAAUGAUGGUGUGCUAAAUUUGGGAAACAAAUCUGUUCUAACUCAUUAACCCAGUUGAAAUUUAGGUCUGUCAUCUUAAUAUGUCACGGAGUACCAGGAGAACCUUUAUAAAGCGACCCACCUUUCGUGCCGCACCGGCCCCGGCCCGCUUGUGCUGAGGAUGCGAUUAGGUGUAGAGCAUUUGCUUCAGUUUAACUUCCAAGGUUACCACACUGCUUUCACGAGUCACACUGACGUAAUUCCGCACUCGAACCGCAGAUCACUUUUAGUUACCAAAAGAGCUAACGCAUGUCCGUGGCAUGAUGCUUGCCGAGCCAGAUCUAGGCAUCUAGGAUAAUUCAAGUAUUUUAGUAUGCAAUUUACUGCCCUAGUCUCUGAGGUCGGUAGAGUGUCCAUUCUUUCUUUCUUCCAGCCUAUGUAUACCUUUAAAGAUAACUUGCAUGAAUUACUUUGGUCUCAGUUAUUUGUCACCACAGUUAAACACAGAAGGUUGCAGUGUUUUCUGUUCCCUCACUGACAGUUAGCUUUGCUCUGCCUUCCUUUUUUUGUGUGUUGUCUGUCUGUUUCUGCAAACGGCUUUGCCAACGCCACCACACACAGAAAGGGCUCUUUUAAGAAAAGAUAAAAGUACUAAAAAAAAAAAAAAAAGAUUCAGGUAAUUCUCAUUCAGCACUUUAUUGUUAUUCAGAAUGAAAUUUAUGAUGGCACAUUUGCCCUGCAAAUGUCUUAAUGAGAUUGUUCAGAAUAAAAAAGCUCCUCAUUUGUUGGAGAAAAACUCAAGUUUACCUGUGAGUCUGAUGAGCUGGAUCACUUGGGUUUUUGCUUCCAUUUUGUUCCGGGGGAUUUGAUGUAAUGGUAUUUAAGGAGUCAUCCCUGCAAAGAAUCACAUUAGGUUUAUUUCAUCUUUAUUCAGUACAAAACUCGUAGUGCACAGUAGUGACUAAAAAAAGGAUUAGAUUUCCUUUCUGGUUAAAUAAUUGAGGUUUAAUUUUUUUUAAAGAAAAGAUAUCCUUAUUUUACUAGGUUGUGAAUUGAAUUUCACCAUUGAAAAGGGUGAAGGGGAUGUAAGUGGUCACUCUGCAGCCUUUCGAUGAAGAGGUUUUUAAAACCGUAUUUACCACGGGCAAAUUUGCUGGGAUGUUUGAGCUGCCACAUACAUUAGUAAUUUGUGAUUUAGACAAAUAUGCUGGAAAUCUCAGACAUCAGUGUUUGGAAAUCAUUUGCCUCUCCCCUCGUGGUAUAAGAAUUAUACAUGCAUGAGCUACUUGUUUUUAAAAAGGGAAACUUGGUAAGGACAGUAAAUCUGCACCAGUAGAUCUCAGUAAUUUGGGGGUAAAUGACGAGCAAUCGGAUUUUUAAGUGAGCUAACAUUUCCUUCUUUUUUGGGAGGCAAUCAGAGGGCUUCCGUGCUUGUAUAGUAACACACACCUCACUGUACUUGACAGGUGAACUUGAAUUGUACAACUCUAGUGCAACUAAGGAUUUCUUGACGUACCAGUUUCCACCACUAAAUGCUGAUCACUUAGAACUGUUCUUGAGGCUUGAGAACGGAAACGCCUCAUUUCAGUUAGGGUACAAUUCUCUGUUCACCACCAGACGCUGUUCGGAGCUCUUGAAAAUUCAGUUAGUUUGGUAGCUGAGAAUGAUUUUCUUUUGGAGGAGGUUGGUUAAUAAACGUGACCUUGGACGCUGUGAAGGCCUUUGUCAGAACGUAUUCUCAAAGUCAUUCUCGACUGAAUUAAAAACAAAUAAUUAAAUUUGUUACUUAUUUUUAAUCACAAAUGAGUACUUUAAUACUUGGUGAGCUAAGUACACUCGUGGGAGUCGAACUAAACCAUACACUGUAGCAUGGUGAUGUUGGCUGGAGUUUAUACGUUUUGGUGACACUUCUGUCCAAAUGCCCUGUUAAGGCCUGCUGAGUUUUCAAUGUUCCGCUACCGAUCAUUCCUGGAAAAGAAAUGCUCAUUUUACUCAGAUUAGAUACCAGUCUACUUUCUGAAGACAAGUGGAUUAUAGGGUUAAAAAAAAAGUCAUUUUCUUUCCAUGAAUCUGACAUGGGCUUAAAAUCCAGAUCAGCAGAAAGUAAUGUGGUACCCAUGACGAUUUUAAGGUUGAGCAGUUGCUCACUUACAAAGCGACUACCUUAAUGUAUAAUAUUUUAGAGACCCCCAUCUACUGUGACUUGGGAAAGUUCUUUCAUGUUUGUAUAUGAAAAAGUAGCUCUUGAAAAUCAUUUUGCCCAGCUGAAACUUUAGGUUGAAUUUUACAGGUAAAAUAAUCCUUGUGCUUAUCAGAAUUGUGGGAGCCAGGUGAGAUAAUAACCAUUUCCUCGCACAAUGCGACGGCAGCGUUCUUGCUUGGAACCGUCGCCAUUUUAGAGUUAGAUCCUAGGGAAACUAAUUGGUCAUCAUCCUUCCUCUUCUCUCUUUUUUUCUUUUUCUCCUCCCCUCCCCCACAUAUCACUAAACAACUAGUUUCUCCCUUUUGUCACUUUCCAUGGCGUAUUUUUCAGAAGAAGUACUGUAUUCAGAUGCCAGCCAAUUGUCACAUAUGGAAAAUAAUAUGCCACAACAUUCAUUGUAAGGUUUAAUAAAAUUAAAUUUGCACCAAA